Messenger RNA from Seriola aureovittata, 2152 nucleotides. It is a transcript of the gene primpol, whose product is annotated as primase and polymerase (DNA-directed). Gene Ontology annotation, cellular component: mitochondrial matrix; nucleus. The transcript is spliced from 14 exons. The record is from RefSeq and is a predicted model, not a curated record. NCBI's taxonomy places the organism in Eukaryota, Metazoa, Chordata, Actinopteri, Carangiformes, Carangidae. Bases 309 to 1940 code for a protein of 543 amino acids. Gene Ontology annotation, molecular function: DNA-directed DNA polymerase activity; chromatin binding. Gene Ontology annotation, biological process: replication fork processing; response to UV; error-prone translesion synthesis.
AACAGAAAACCAGACGCAGUGAGCGAAGCUGGCGUAUUUACGUUUCUAUUUGAACUUCUUAAUUUAAACACACGAGUAACAAAACUCACUGGACCGUAUUAUCUCUGCAGCUCAACGAAUGAUGUAAGAAUGAGAGGAGAACUAUGGUUCAAACAUCCAUUCUGCUGGUGUCUUUGAAUUUGUUUUUCGACCACCUCCACUCCACCGUACUACAACUGACCUCUGACCUCACUUUGGAAGUGGACAUAUGAUGACAAGGUUGCCCUGUAGGUGCAUAAAACAGUUGCAUUCAAGUGGUAAAGAAGCACAUGAGGAUGAGUAAGUGGGGAGACCGACUGAAGAAGGUUGAGCAGCUCGCUCAGUCUUUCCAGCUCAAUCCUCUGGCCACACGCUACAAACCACGACUGUUGCCAUGCCAGCCUUCCUCCGUCUGGAAGCUCUUCCCUCGUCAGAGCCUGGCUAUCGGCUUUGCUCAGAGCUGCAAAGAGGCUGUUCAUGUUUUUGCACUUGAAAAAGAAAAGUCAACUCUAGGCCAAAGGAUCUACCUGGUUACCAGUUACAGUGAGCUGUGGCAUUACUACAGGACUUACACUCAGUCCUUGAUGCACUGCUAUGAGGUGAUUCCAGAGGGUGCAGUUUGUAAGCUUUACUUUGACUUGGAGUUCCACAAGCCCUCGAACAAAGGAGCUGAUGGGAAAACUAUGGUGUCUUCUCUUAUACAGUAUGUCUGUGACAAGCUAAUGGAAGUUUAUGGGAUUGAAUGCUCUGCAAAAAACAUCCUCAGUCUUGACUCCAGCACAGAGGAGAAGUUCAGUCAACAUCUCAUCUUCAAUCUCCAAAAUGCAGUUUUCAAAGACAACAUACACGUUGGUAGGUUUAUCAAUGCAGUUCUUAAACCAGUCCUGAGCAAAACCAAAAAUGGAAGUUGCCUUGAUGCUGGGAUGAAUUCAGUGGCAGAAAACAGUGAAACACGCAGAACACCUGCUGCUCCUGAGGGGAAGGCAGCGGCAACAGGCGAGGUGGCUCAAACUCCACAAACCAAGAGGCGUAAGCAGGAAGAGACGGACCUCAACUUCCUCAAGGUGAAAAACAAGGAUGGCCAAGACUGUCUCUUUGUUGAUCUUGGUGUCUACACCAAGAACAGAAAUUUCCGCCUUUACAAGUCAUCAAAAGUGGGAAAAAACGCUGCGUUCACUGUGGCAGACGACAACCAGUUCUUUGCUAAACCUGAGAAGGGGAUCUCUGCGGAGGAAAGUGUAUUCUUGGCAUCCUUGGUCUGUAAUGUGAGCUUCACAGGUCAGAGAAUUCUAACUUGGGAUGUCCCAGAAACAAACGAAUCAAAGACUUGGAGUACUCAUUGUCAGCAGGGAUCAGCCCCGAAUCAAAGCUCCCUUUUUGGCUGCCUUAUGUCUCCUCAUCAAGAAGUGGACAACUUUGUACUGACAGUGGUUAGAAAGGAUGGAAUACAAGGAAGCAUCAGGCGGUGGAACUACUUUGUCGCAGAACAACUACUUGUCUACGACAUUGCCAAAUACCGCUGGUGUGAAAAUGUGGAAAGGUUUCAUAAAAGUAACAACAUAAUGAUUGUUGUGGAUUUAAAAGAGGAAGUGUGGUACCAGAAAUGUCACGAUCCUGACUGCAGGAACUUUAGAUCUUCAAGUUGCCCACUGCCACAGGAGAUCUGUGUCAGCUACAUCAUGACACUGGAUGAGGAGGACCAGGCUUACUUAAUGGACAAUGAUGGCAACAUUGAACCCAGCCAGGCAGUGAACCAGGCACCACAGAGCACAGUGUGUCCAGAGGAAGAAUCUGCUGACGUCUGGGGAGACACACAGGAUGACCAGGACUAUUUAGAGAGCCUUGACGACUUUGAACAAACCAGCGAGGGGAUCUCUGAUCAGGUUCUGCUCAGUUGCAUGUCAGAGUUUGAUUCCCAGUAGAAGGUAAUUUUGUCAUGCACUGGCUAUACGACAUCAAAUAUGCUGUUAAAAGGUAACUUUAAGUCCUCCUUUUGAGCAUUUAUAUGUAGUAUAAAAACAUGUAAUAACUGGUUUUGACCGCAACGUAUUUGUAAGUCGAUAUGAAUUUUUAUUAUUCUAUUUGUCAACAACUGUAGCUCCUCCUGUGGACACCCAUAAGUGGAGGCUGCUGU